AUGAACACGAUGGUAGCUGCAGCAGCCCUUGCUCUCCUCCACCUCUUUGGAGUUUCAGCCACACGCGCCAGCAGCGCUCAGUCGUCGUCGUCGUCACCACCACCAGCAGCAGCAGGCAUCUCCUCGUGCCUGCUCUCCACUGGCGUCACGAACUUCUCCCUCCCAACAUCCCCGAGCUACACGCCGCUCCUCGACUCCUCCAUCCGGAACCUCCGCUUCGCGCUCCCGAGCGUCGGCAAGCCGGCCGCCGUCGUGCUCCCGUCCACCAAGCGCGACCUCCAGCGCGCCGUCCUCUGCGCGCGCAACACCUCUCUGGCGAUCCGCGUCCGCAGCGGCGGGCACAGCUACGAGGGCCUCUCCUACACCACGGAGAACCACGUGCCGUUCGUGGUGAUCGACCUGUCCAACCUGAACCAUGUCGACGUCGACCCGGGCACCGCCACGGCCUGGGUCGAGUCCGGCGCGACGCUGGGCGAGGUGUACCACGCGGUUGGCCUAUCGAACCGGACGCUAGCCUUCUCCGCCGGGUCGUGCGCCACGGUCGGCAUGGGCGGGCACACGGCCGGCGGCGGGUUCGGCCUGCUAUCGAGGAAGUUCGGGCUCUCCGCCGACAACGUGCUGGACGCCGUCCUCAUCACCGCGAGCGGCGACACGCUCACCCGUGACACCAUGCACCCUGACGUGUUCUGGGCCAUCCGCGGCGGCGGCGGAGGCAGCUGGGGCGUGGUGUACGCGUGGAAGGUCCGGCUCGUCCCGGUCCCCGACAACAUCACCGUGUUCAGCGUCGGCCGCACCGGCCCGGCCGAGCUUAUCGCCGGGCUGAUGCACAGGUGGCAGUACGUGGCGCCGAGCCUCCCCGACGAGUUCUACCUCUCGACGUACAUUCCCACAGUGUCAUCGUCGAACGGCAACCACUCCAUGUCGUUCACCGGCCAGGUCCUCGGGCCGAAGCGUCUUGCCAUGGCGGUGCUGAGCCAGACCUUCCCGGAGCUGGGGCUCGCCGAGGCGGAGCUCUCCGAGGUGAGCUGGCUCGAGUCGGCGGUGAAGUUCGCCGGCCUGAGCACCGUUGCCGACCUCACGAGCCGUCAGCCCGGAGUGGGGCAGUUCUCGAAGAGCAAGUCCGACUACGUCCAGGCACCGAUCUCGAUGCGGGACGCUGUGAAAAUCCUGCGGUUCAUGGCGACAGCCGGGCCGCCGGAGGGGUCCAUCCAGCUGGAUCCCUACGGCGGCGCCAUGGCGAGGAUCGGGAGCACCGUGACGCCUUUCCCUCACCGUGCUGGGUACCUGUACAGCAUCCAGUAUGGCGUCUCGUGGAAAGCGUCGGAUGUCGAUCGUGCGGAUGAGUACAUCGGAUGGCUCCGGUCGUUCUAUGCUUUCAUGGCGCCUUACGUGACGAAGAACCCGCGGGCUGCGUAUGUGAACUACUUGGACCUUGAUUUGGGCACCAAUGACUGGAUGAACGCGACCGGUGGAACGUCCUAUGGCUCUGUGGGACAUGCGGCGUCAUGGGGCGAGCGGUAUUUCUUCAUGAAUUUUGGAAGGUUGGUUCGGGCCAAGACUAAGGUUGAUCCUGGAAAUGUGUUCAACAAUGCACAAAGCAUUCCUCCUUUAUACUCGUAA
Messenger RNA from Miscanthus lutarioriparius, 1620 nucleotides. The record is from the annotation of a GenBank genome assembly. NCBI's taxonomy places the organism in Eukaryota, Viridiplantae, Streptophyta, Magnoliopsida, Poales, Poaceae.